Molecule: messenger RNA, 1645 nt
Organism: Gamsiella multidivaricata
Lineage: Eukaryota; Fungi; Mortierellomycota; Mortierellomycetes; Mortierellales; Mortierellaceae
Product: WD40-repeat-containing domain protein
Exons: 4
Coding region: 121-1608 (495 amino acids)
Molecular function (GO): protein binding
Source: RefSeq, a predicted model, not a curated record
UUUUUUUUUUUUUUUUUCUGUGAGAACUGUUCAAACCGUUGGCCGCCUCUCAAUCAUUCCCCUUUGUCGGUUCAUCCUCACUUUAUACCACCACAUCUACUCAUAUAGACACCAUUCAUAAUGUCGAAGCGAAUUCAGGAUAACGACGAGGACAUGCGCGAGGCAAAGUCCGCCUUCAACGUCGGAAACCGCCACACGGUCGAGGACGAGGGCAUGGGUGAAUUCGAAGAUCCCUGGGAGGACGAGGUCGAGAGCGACCAGGAGGUGAUUAUCGAGAACGACGACGACGAUGAAGAUGGCAUGGAUUUGGACCAAGCCAAUGAGAUGGAUCAGGACAAGGAAGAGGAUGGCAAGGAUAUCCGUGUGUACUUGCCCGGUCAGGCCCUGGAGAAGGAUGAGGUUCUGGAGGCCGAUCAGUCUGCUUACGAGAUGUUGCACAGCAUGAACGUCAAGUGGCCCUGCCUCAGUUUCGAUAUCCUUUGGGAUCAAUUGGGCGAUGAGCGCUGCACAUUCCCUGCCACGGCCUAUGUUGUCACUGGAACCCAGGCUGACCUGGCUCAAAACAAUGAGGUCCUGGUCAUGAAGAUGAGUCAGCUGGCAAAGACCAAAAACGACGAUGGAAAUCUGAGCGACGACGACAGUGAUGAUGAGGAAGUGGACGAAGACCCCAUUUUGGAGUACAAGAGCAUGAAGCACCAAGGAGGCGUCAACCGUAUCAGAGCUAUGCCUCAGCGCGAUCAGCAGAUUGCUGCCACAUGGGCUGAUACCGGUAAGGUCCACAUCUGGGACUUGGCGCCUCAUAUCCGCGCUCUGGACCAGCCUGGAUCGGUGAUUCCUGAAUCUGCCAAGAAGCCCAUCUACACGGUUGAGUCGCACGGACGGACCGAAGGUUUUGCAAUGGACUGGUCCGAGACUGUUCCUGGACGCUUGUUGACUGGAGACUUGAACGGCAAGAUUUACAUGACGACGCUGAACUGCUCAACAGGCGCAGUCACACCUGACCGCGUACCAUUUGUGGGUCACCAGAGCUCGAUCGAGGAUUUGCAGUGGUCGCCCUCGGAGAAGGGAGUGUUUGCUUCGUGCUCAGCAGAUCAGACGGUCAGGAUCUGGGAUAUUCGUUCCAAGAAGCGUGCAGGUCUGGUGGCUAAGGUCCAUACGUCGGACGUCAAUGUCAUCAGCUGGAACAAGAAAUUGCCAUACAUGUUGGCUUCUGGAUCAGAUGAUGGCGUGUUCAGUGUGUGGGAUCUCCGUCAGCUCAAUGAGAAUGCCACCAAACCCACACCCAUUGCAACGUUCAAGUGGCACCAGGCACCUAUCACAUCGAUCGAAUGGCACCCCACAGACGAGUCCGUGCUGGCGGUCGCUGGUGCGGACGAUCAGAUCACGCUCUGGGAUUUCUCUGUAGAGCACGACGCAGAGGAGACGUUGAACGGAACAAGUCAAAAGGCGAUUGUGAACGAGGCUGGCGUUGAGGUCCCCCCACAACUGAUGUUUGUGCACCAGGGUCAACAGGAUGUCAAAGAGUUGCACUGGCAUCGUCAGAUCCCUGGAUGUGUCAUUUCAACAGCAGAAUCAGGGUUUAACAUCUUCAAGACCAUCUCUAUCUAAUUUCCUCCACGACUGUUGCUUUUUUUUUUUUUUUUUU